GAUGCCAACAACAUCCGGACGAGGUGGCCGAGUGGUUAAGGCGUUGGACUGCUAAUCCAAUGGGCUCUGCCCGCGUGGGUUCGAAUCCCAUCCUCGUCGAUGCGUGCACUGCGGAGGCCUGGCGGUGGAGGCCUGGCGGCGUGGCAGGAGGCCUGGUGGUGGCCAGGCCCCCUGGCCUCGUCAAGCUGUAUGCUUAUAGCUCUCUCGCCAGGGUGGCCUUCAACGCUGCAUUUUGUGCAUGUUGCUCUGACGAAGCGUUCGCCGCACGCACGGAAUCCAAUGGGUCUCGGGCAGAGCAGCGUCGCGACGAGAGCAAAUGCUCCGCGGGCCCCACACCGCCCACACCGGCGAUCGCCCGACUUGGAUGCGGCCUCGGUCAUUCUGGAGGCCCUCGAACAAGCCCCGGCUCGGAACUCGCCGCGCAGGAUAUCUCUGGCGACAGAAUCCUCUGAGGAAGAAAUAUCCGAGCAAACUGUCAGCCCACAGGUUGAGGCCGUCAUCAGCGCCGGCAUCCUCCAGCUGGGCUUGGAGAUCCUGCUUCACCUUCGGCGCGAAGACACGGUGGAGGAAAGCAACGUGAUCCUUUCGCCGUACGCCGUGGCCAGCACGGUGGCAGGUCUGCUUGCCGAUCCCAGCGCAAACGCCGCCACGGCCAAACAGGUGACACGACUGUUGCACCUUACGUCGCUGGACGCGAGUCUGUCGGCGUACUUCGUGCGUCGCGACCGCGUCGUGCCGCGCUGUCGCAACGACGGUGUGCACUCGUUUGACAUGGCCUACCAGACCGUCGUGCACUACGACUACCACCGGGUAGGUAACGAAGACGACGACGCCACGGCGUCGGCGUUCAGUCCCACGGCCGUGCGCGCGUCUCGCAUGCCGUGGGACUUCGAGCGCGAGCCGGAGUCCAGCCGAGCCGACGCGGACCACCACGCUCGAUGCUACGCACCGUCUUUCGCGCCCGAUGAAAUCCUGCCCAGGGGCACGGUGACAGAGUCGACGCACCUGUUGCUGCUCAGUGUGAUCGACUUCGAAGGCACCUGGAAAUACCCGUUACGCGCCAAGGCCGUGGAGCAAGGGUUCUUCUACGAAAGUCCCCGUGCCCCAAUCACGGUGGGCGCGAUGAAGAUGACUGGGCGAUUUAGAGUGUUCGAUGCCAGCAAGAACUUCGGCGCCAUGGUGAUUGAAGUACCCUACGCAGGUCCAAAAGGCACCUUCAGUUUGCACACGAAGGACAAAGAUCCCAAGGUUGCCUUGGUCCUCUUUAUUCCCGCGGAUAUGGACGGCCUGGAUAAGCUGGAACGUGCACUCAACGUGGCGAAUGCCAGCGAAAUAUUGCGCCAGCUCCGUGAAGUGGACAACGUCGAGCUCACUCUGCCACUGUUCCGAACCAAGCAGGUCAUCGACUUGAAGCAGACACUUACCUCGCUCGGCUUCGGAGCGUGGCACACGGACCAACUGCAAUCUCUGAACCCGAGUAAGCCGGGCCCUCCCGCCGUAAGCGCUGCUAUACACGCGGCCGCUUUCCGCGUCUGCACCAAAGGCGCCGCUCCUCAGAAGACCGAGUCGAAGAGGAAGGCGACACGCCGCUUCUCCGUGGACCGGCCUUUCUUGUUCAUGGUGACGUGCAGAGACCCGGACGCGGUGCUCCUGCUGGGUUCGGUCAAGCACAUCAAUUGGUAGAUGGAAACUGCACGCGCGGUACUCGCUCCAAUGUGAAGGUAGAAAUUAAAGGCGUUUGCUCGUACAUCUCGUGCAAGGGAUGAUGUGGUUAAGCAGUGAUGAACAGGUUACAAAGGCUUCGUCUAUAGCUAGAGAUGAAGUUAGAAGGGCCUUGCAGGGCAUGUACCGGGAAAACACGGCCGUAGAGGUGGAAUCACGCUCGAUAUAAUCAAAGAUGGUGGAAAUAUUAUAAUUGAAAAACUUGCGGCCCUUUAUACGCAAUGCCUCUCGACUUCAAGCGUACAGGAAAGCUGGAAGAAUUUGGAUGGUGUUAGGAAGAUUUCGGUGGUACAAAAACUGGUUAACGU
Molecule: messenger RNA, 2030 nt
Organism: Dermacentor albipictus
Lineage: Eukaryota; Metazoa; Arthropoda; Arachnida; Ixodida; Ixodidae
Product: ipis-1-like
Molecular function (GO): serine-type endopeptidase inhibitor activity
Source: RefSeq, a predicted model, not a curated record